AUGCCGAAGAAAGAGUGCCUAUGUUCGCUACUCAUACUCGUCUGUUCGUGGUCUUAUGAAGGUCUUGUUUCCGCCCGUCGGUGUCGGGCCUUGUCAAAGAAAGACGGGAUGAGCCACCUCCAUGCGCGGGUUCUUUGUAUGCGGCAGGGUGAUCUGAGGAAACGUCAGGUUUGCGGGCGCGACAGCCCUGGAAGGAGAACGUCAAGAAAUUUAGAUUCUCAUCUGCCGGAUGGUCGAUGGUCUCUCCGCGCCGUCUCUAACAAGAUCAAGCCAUGCUCUCCAUGA
Molecule: messenger RNA, 285 nt
Organism: Colletotrichum abscissum
Lineage: Eukaryota; Fungi; Ascomycota; Sordariomycetes; Glomerellales; Glomerellaceae
Exons: 1
Coding region: 1-285 (94 amino acids)
Source: RefSeq, a predicted model, not a curated record